AUGAAUUUGGUGGAUAUUCCUACAAUAGGAGGAAAAUUCACCUGGUUCAACAAUAAUGGAAAAUCUAUGAGCAGGAUCGACAGGUUCUUACUAACGGAGAGUUUCAUAGAGAAUUGGAAUAUUGAGGGGAAAUUUAUAGGAGCUAGAGACAUAUCUGACCACGCUCCGAUUUGGAUUAAAAAUAACAGGAAGGAUUGGGGACCGAAAUCCUUUAAGUUCAACAAUGGUUGUAUUAAGCAUUCGGAUUUUGGUAAUUUUGUGAAGGAGGAAUGGAGCAAGAUAGUCGUUAAAGGGAGCGGGGAUUUCUGUUUGGUUGAGAAGUUGAAGAUCCUUAAGGGCCGGUUGGCAUGGUUGAACAAAACUGUCUUCGGAUGGAUUGAUUUAAACAUCAAAAGUGCACAUGAAGAGCUGAGCUUUUUAGAUGACACAUUUGCUAAUUUUGCAGGUACGGUUCAAGACGAGGAGGUGAGUAAGAGGGCAAAAGUGGUGGAAGUUUUUUGGGACAAUCUUUUUAAGAAGGAAAGUUUGCUUAGGCUCAAGUCUAGACAAUCGUGGAUCGACAAGGGAGACAACAAUACACGGUUUUUCCACUGUUCUUUAAGAGGAAGAAGAAGCAAGAAUAAUCUGUGUUCAUUACUAUACAAUGAUAGGAGGUUAGAGGAUGUGAGUAAUACGGUGAACUGA
Molecule: messenger RNA, 684 nt
Organism: Vicia villosa (hairy vetch)
Lineage: Eukaryota; Viridiplantae; Streptophyta; Magnoliopsida; Fabales; Fabaceae
Exons: 1
Coding region: 1-684 (227 amino acids)
Source: RefSeq, a predicted model, not a curated record